GGCCUCGCCGGUUGCCGUCGCUGCUCCUGUUUGCUCCCGGCAGCCAGGCACCCCAAGGAACGAUUUGUGCAGCGACGCGGCACAAAGUAUCCCAGCCAUGGACCGGAAGGUGGCCCGAGAAUUCCGGCAUAAGGUGGAUUUCCUGAUUGAAAAUGAUGCAGAGAAGGACUAUCUCUAUGACGUGCUGCGGAUGUACCACCAGACCAUGGACGUGGCAGUGCUCGUGGGAGACCUAAAGCUGGUCAUCAACGAGCCCAGCCGCUUGCCACUGUUUGAUGCCAUCAGGCCCCUGAUCCCGCUGAAGCACCAGGUGGAGUACGACGAACUGACCCCCCGGCGCUCCAGGAAGCUGAAGGAGGUGCGCCUGGACCGUCUGCAUCCCGAAGGCCUCGGCCUCAGCGUGCGAGGCGGCCUCGAGUUCGGCUGUGGGCUCUUCAUCUCCCACCUCAUCAAAGGCGGUCAGGCAGACAGCGUUGGGCUCCAGGAAUUAGCCACAAGGAAGAGUUCAUUUCUCUCGCAUGGACUCCAACAUACCAAUCUGCACUUGUGUUUCAGAAGGAAAAAGGAAAUUGCCCAGAAGGCAGCGGAGGAAAAUGAGAGAUACCGGAAGGAGAUGGAACAGAUCGUGGAGGAGGAAGAGAAGUUUAAGCAGCAGUGGGAAGAAGACUGGGGCUCCAAGGAACAGCUGCUCUCGCCUAAGAUGAUCACCACUGAUGUCCACCCACUGCCCCUCCGCAAGCCAAAGUCCUUUGGGUGGUUUUAUCGUUAUGAUGGCAAAUUCCCAUCCUUCCGGAAGAGAGGAAAGGAAAAGAAGAAAGCCAAGUAUGACGACAGCUUGCAGGAGUUGAGAAAGAAUAAGAAGGAACUGGAGUUUGAGCAAAAGCUUUACAAAGAGAAAGAGGAGAUGCUGGAAAAAGAAAAGCAACUGAAGAUCAACCGGCUGGCCCAGGAGGUGUCCGAGACAGAGCGGGAAGACCUUGAGGAAUCAGAAAAGAUUCAGUAUUGGGUGGAAAGGCUCUGUCAGACGCGCCUUGAGCAGAUUUCCUCUGCUGAUGAUGAAAUUGCUGAGAUUACCACGGUGCUCCUGCCUCCCCCGCCUUCCGUGUCUCCCCUGGUCCCACCUCUGAGACGCUUUGCAGGUGGGCUGCACCUCCACACCACUGACCUGGAUGAUAUCCCUUUGGACAUGUUCUACUAUCCUCCCAAGACUCUCUCUGCUUUGCCAGUGAUGCCCCACCCUCCCCCCUCCAACCCACCCUCCAAGGUCUCUGCGCCCCCUGUCCUUCCAUCCUCAGGCCAUGUGAGUGCCUCAUCCUCGCCCUGGGUGCAACGCACUCCACCCCCCAUUCCCAUCCCUCCCCCACCUUCUCUUCCCACCCAAGACCUCACUCCUACCCGCCCACUGCCCUCGGCACUGGAAGAGGUACUGGGCAACCACCCGUUCCGCGCUGGGGACACAGGCAAUCCCACAGAGGACUGGGAGGCAAAGAACCACAGCGGGAAGCCUGCCAACUCCCCUGUUCCUGAACGGAGCUUUCCACCCACCCCAAAGACAUUUUGCCCAAGUCCACAGCCUCCACGAGGCCCUGGCGUGUCCACUAUCUCCAAGCCUGUCAUGGUCCAACAGGAGCCCACCUUCAUCUACAGGAUACCUGUGAGAUCCGAGGUUCUGCCACAGGAGAUGUUGAAGAGGAUGGUGGUUUAUCAGACAGCGUUCAGACAAGAUUUCCGGAAGUAUGAGGAAAACUUUGACCCCUACUCCAUGUUCACCCCAGAGCAGAUCAUAGGGAAGGAUGUCCGGCUCCUGCGCAUUAAGAAGGAGGGAGCCUUAGACCUGGCGCUGGAAGGUGGUGUGGACUCCCCGAUCGGCAAGGUGGUUGUCUCGGCUGUGUAUGAGGGGGGAGCUGCUGAGCGGCAUGGCGGCAUUGUGAAAGGGGACGAAGUCAUGGCGAUCAAUGGCAAGGUCGUGACAGACUACACCCUGGCCGAGGCUGAGGCCCUCCUGCAGAAGGCCUGGAAUCAAGGGGGGGACUGGAUCGACCUUGUUGUUGCUGUCUGUCCCCCCAAGGCGUAUGAUGAUGAGCUCUUUUCUCUUCCCUCCUCUGCAGCCGAAAGCCCCCAGCCAGUCCAAAAGCUCCUUGAAGACCGUGCUCCCGUGCAUAGACACGGGUUCUUCCUGCAGCUGGAGCCUGGCAGCCCCCAUGGUGAAUAGGCAGGCGGGCUGCAGGGCCCCGUCUGUCCAUGUUGUGUGUAGUGGCCGUCUGCUGCCCAUGCUGUCGGCAGGUUCUUUGGACUGGUGUCUGGAAGGGCGCAUGAGGCACCGUCCCUGAAGUGCCACCCGGGCCUACUGCUAGCCACACAGUCAGGCUGAAAGGCCUUCCCACUCAGGGGAGCCAAGCAAAGCCCAGCAGUAGCAUGCUUGAGACCUGGGCUUCCUGACUCACCACAGCCCUUGGGACCUGCCAUAGGUCCCACGCAGCACCCAAAUGAGCAGGAUGGAGCAGUGAGUACCAUUCUCUGUGGGGUACAGACAAUGCCUCAAACCAGGCACAAUGGGCUGGCAGAGCCCAAAGGAAGCACAGCCUGGGUUUCCCCUUCCCUGGGGGCGCCACCUUCUGGAAGCCCUGCUCCACAAGGCCCCAUGCUUGGGCAGAGCCAGGGCAAUUAAGAGGCGAUUAAGGCUGGUCCAAAGAACCAGGGUUGGCCUAUUGGGAUUGUUCACAUCCUGUUGUGACCUGUUGUGGCCUGAGCACUGCUCAGACCAAACUGUCCUCUGUGCCUUCUCUCUUCCUUGGCUCUGGAUUCUUAUCUGUGGGACAUUGUGGAGCCCAGCUUUGGGAUGUGUUUCCCACCCUGUGACAGGGCUAUGUCCAUGGACAGAGCUGGCAGGUGGCUGUGAGCGGGUGUUGGAUGUGGUCUAAAGCCCACAGCUGGCAACAUCUGGGGCAGACCCAAGUCUGGACUUACUGACUUCCCUGUUACAAGUUUCUCAAAACAUUAGGGCCUCAUGCUCCCAAGACAGUUGGCCUGCUAUGCCGUGGCUUCUGGGAUGGCCUCAGUGGCCCUAUGUUUUCUGUCACUUGUCAUCUGCUCUUUGUGAGAGAUCCCAGCCCCUCUGUCUUCGGGUCCCCUUCUAGCUCAUCCCAGGUGUCCCCCUGCUUUCUCCCUGGCCUCCUGUGUGCUGUGGCUAGUGUGUAGCUGCUGGGGGCCUGCACCAAGAGCGGCCUCCAGAGGUUAGCAGGGCCUUGUGCCAUUGCAGGGGGCGGGAGGGGGGGAGUGUCCUCCCUGUUGUCAGGCCCUGCUGUGGGCUGAGUGUGCACCCACAAGGCCUGCACCUGCCUGGUCUA
Messenger RNA from Hipposideros armiger (great roundleaf bat), 3347 nucleotides. RefSeq names its product USH1 protein network component harmonin (gene USH1C). Gene Ontology annotation, molecular function: protein binding. The transcript has 19 exons. Lineage: Eukaryota; Metazoa; Chordata; Mammalia; Chiroptera; Hipposideridae. Bases 98 to 2212 code for a protein of 704 amino acids. Gene Ontology annotation, cellular component: stereocilium tip; cilium; plasma membrane. Gene Ontology annotation, biological process: retinal cone cell development; sensory perception of sound; auditory receptor cell morphogenesis. The record is from RefSeq and is a predicted model, not a curated record.